Messenger RNA from Trematosphaeria pertusa, 1017 nucleotides. RefSeq lists its product as uncharacterized. The record is from RefSeq and is a predicted model, not a curated record. The transcript is spliced from 2 exons. The coding region runs from base 1 to 1017 and encodes 338 amino acids. NCBI's taxonomy places the organism in Eukaryota, Fungi, Ascomycota, Dothideomycetes, Pleosporales, Trematosphaeriaceae.
AUGGGGCCGUACCCGGCACUGACUACACUCUUCACCCCUCCUUCAGAAUGCACCUCGCAUUGGACAUGGCGGAAAGUCGAUGAAUCUGCUUCUGACACGACCACUCUGUAUCACGACUACUCGGAUAACCCAGUGACCACGCUGUGUUAUCCGAAUCCUGGAGGAGGAUGGGCGAAUCCUUUGGACAUCGGGACGUACAGUCCCGCGAUCUGCCCCAGCGGACAUACCACUGCGGGCCUAUGGUGGGAUGAUGCGACGACGACCGCUGUUUGCUGCCAGAGCGGGUUCACAUAUACGGGCGAGAUGAAAGGCUGCACGAGCACAUACUCGACCUCUACCACCGUUACCAUUGUCGACACGGCACCAGCUUCAUCGGGCCAAAGCGGUGAUGGAAGCUUUACGACAUAUACUUCAGUCGUGGGGCCUGGAGAAGCCGUCAUGUUCGCGGUCGCGGUUAUGUAUCAGCCCGGCGAUCUGUACGAGUUUCCCUCAGACGCUGCGCCGAUACUGUUCCCCACAGCCGCCUCGACGCCAGAACCAUCAGGGUCCUCGUCGCUAGCGGCGGGCGCAACGGCAACGGGCGGCGCCGCGCCAACGAGCAACACUAGCUCAUCAGAGAACCCUUCAUCUUCUUCCCUUAGCACUGGCGCGAAGGUAGCUAUUGGCGUCGGUUCAGCCUUCGGCGCCUUUGUCCUCCUCGCCUGCAUCGUGUUUCUGUUUAUGAUGCGCAAAUACAAGAGGAGGCUCGAUGCUCAGGAGCAACAGUGGCGGAAUAGUAUGGUGGUGGCGGAGAGGAAGGACUUGGGAGAAUCGUACGUCGCGCCUGCGGAGCUCUCGACGGAGCCGAGACCGGUGGAAUUGGAUCCUGAGGAGCGUACCGGAUUAAGGAGGAGUUCGGCGUAUCAUCCGCAGGUGGGAAUCGAGUUUGAUCGAGGCGCGGAUGGCGCAGAGCAGCCCGUGGAGAAUGCGCUGGGGAUGGACGAGAUCCACAGGAAGCCCGUAGGAGGGAGUUCAUAG